AUGACCAGCUCCAACAGCGAUAACCUUUCCCAACCCCAUUCUAUCACUAACGACGACUGGGACUGGGUCUUCUCCAAUUGGGAUUUGGAUCUCAGUAUGUGGGACCUUUUCCACGAAGAUGGUCAGAUAUAUGACGACUUGUUCCUCAUAAACAACCCGGCUUCCGCUCAGUGUCCGGACUUCGAUUACGCAACAGAAUCUCUGAAUGUCGCCGGGCAGGCAGAGCAAAACAUGUCACUCAAUGAAUUGGAGACAAUAAUGCCCGAAAGCUUGGAUAUUGCAGAAAUGCUAGCACAGGAUCCCGAUCUUGACCCCUUUCUCCCAACACACGAUCUUCCACUCGAGCCGCCCGUCGUCUCUCUGCCUCUUCAACCAUUCACGCCCGACGGUUUUGAAAGGACUUUGGAACAAGCUCCUCCUCCACCGAGAAACGACCCAUCGCCGGAUGAUAUGUCUCUUGUGGUUCCCAGCUGGCUCGAUCGUCAAAUUACCACGGAUGACCUCUAUCACCGCACCCAAGCAGAUCCAAAACCCGCGGACUCAUCGACCAUGUCCGAGAAAGACAUCACCUUUAAAAUAGGGCAAUCACUAGUGGGUAGCACCUUGACAACAUUACAAGAGCCACGGAGGAGUAAAGUAUACCCGGGGGAGUCAACGUGGACUAGUCGCAGUGCUGAACCUUCUCGCUGUGCACCGUGCAGAUUUGCAAAUAUUCCAACGUCGCAAUGUAACGGCUCGGUAGGGUCAACGUGUACUCGCUGUGAGCGACUAAGGUCAAAGGUAGACAAGAAGCUCGCCAAUACCCAGUCAUCCUUGAAGUUUUCCUUGAGUCCUAGUGCGCCAAUGAUCUCAUUGCCACAAGUCAUCUACUUCGAAUUAGUCGAAACACAGAAGCUCCUCGUCGAUCUUCGUGGUGAAGUGGAUGAGAUAUCUAGCUUUACUCCUGGGAACUCUUUGGAGUCCUUGUUUGAUGGUAACAUGUUAUGGCACAUCGACAACAAAGCGAUCUUCUCUCCGUAUUCAAAAUCGAUCUCGACCGUUGCGGUAACGAGACUCAUGACAGCAAGGGCGGAAAUGGCGGCACCACCUGAUUGCAUAGUUGCCCCAGCAAUGGAUGCAGUUCAUCUCGAUACUUUCAUUGACCAAAGACGACCUGCCCGGGAAACGAAGGGUCUUACUGAUAUUAACGUGGGUAUACCAACUCCCUUAUCUUUAUGCCAAGUCUCUGACGUUCCACAGCGAGAGACUCUUACCAUCGCGUGGCGAUGCGCCUAUUGGCUCACUAUCCUACUCAGCUGGGAUUCCAAUGAACUCUACGUGAAUCAAGCGGGCCAUGAUGCUCUACCGCUGGUAGAUGCGAAGAACCUUGUUCUGGAACUCACAUAUUCUAUAGCUCAUCGCAUCCAAGUUCUCAUCAAAAAGCUCUGUCAUCGGGCUGCCAAGUCGUUGAAUCGACUUGACGAGAGCUUGGAUCCCGAGGAUGCCAAGAAACCAAAAGCGACCAUUACAUUUGCAGCCGAGCGCCAUGUUUCUGAUCCGUUCUUUAUGGGAGGGGGCGGAGUAUUCGACAGCGGACUUCAGCCUCAGAGUUUCUCGGACAUACUCAAGUCCGAGAUUCCAUUCCAAGAUGAUAUUGAUUUGUUCUUGGGGCGACCGGCGACACGCAAUCUCGCAGCCCUGCGCCCAUCAGAUCGCGCUUCUCUUAUAUCGGGCGAGCUACCACGAGGCCAUGACUUUGCAUCGACAUCCACCACAGCGCCUCUCACAUUUCCCAGUUGGAGUGACCUUUCGUACGCCUCCAGUAUCGAUACCGCGCAACUGAAUGAUUUUGAAGUCAGAAAACGAGCCCUUUCUGACGAGGGAACUUCCUGUUCACGGUGUAACGCCAAGAGGAUAAGAUAG
This is a messenger RNA of Fusarium coffeatum, 1902 nucleotides long. RefSeq lists its product as uncharacterized. NCBI's taxonomy places the organism in Eukaryota, Fungi, Ascomycota, Sordariomycetes, Hypocreales, Nectriaceae. The coding region runs from base 1 to 1902 and encodes 633 amino acids. The record is from RefSeq and is a predicted model, not a curated record. The transcript has 6 exons.